UCACUUGGUUGAUACACCUUUUCCUUAAUCCUAUAUUUAUAGGAUUAAGUGAAUGGAACACACCUCACACACACUCAUAUAUAGCACAUACACACUCACAACUCACAUACACUUGAACACAACUCAUACACACAUAACUCAUACACAAUAACCAAUAAUUCUAACACUCCCCCUCAAGCUGGAGCAUACAGAUUGUAUGAACCAAGCUUGGAAUAAUUGAACUUGGUUUUGAACUGGAUUAUUUGUCUUCAAGAGUGUGAGGCAAACAGAGAUGGGUUAUCACAUGUCAAUGAACUAACAGCAACUUGUGAAACUUCAACUUCAAAAGUGGAUGAAGGAGAGCAGCGGUGGACAAUGACAAACUGCAAGGACUGAAUCCCCAUCAAUGAUGGAUGAGUGACGGGAUCUGCAGUGGCUGAAAGCUAUAAAACUGUAGGGACUACACUGAAUCCCCAUCAAUGAUGGAUGGGUGAUGGGAUCAACAGUAGUAAAGGCUACAAAACUGCAGGGACUACACCCAUGCUAAACUGCCAUACUUGGUUUGCAGGAUGGGUGUUGGGAUCAACAGUAGUAGCUGAAAGUUACAAAACUGCAGGGACUACACCCAUGGUGGACUGACAUUUCCUUUCCAGUGUUGUCUUGGAACGAUACUCCCCCUCACGACAAACGACGGAAAUGAUGACGCCGCCGAUGACAAAUCGUGAAGGUGGAAGAUCUUAAUGGUCUCUUUUAUUCAUCAAACAAGCGUCGGACGCUUAUCGGAGAGAAGUCGUGUGUGACAAGAUGAGAACGAGGCAACGACUAGGGAUGGGUCGCACUCCUCGAGACGCACAAAACCCCUAACUUCGCCAGAAAAAAUGUGACAAUGGCGGAGACGAACGUCGUACAAAUGUGGCGCACAUGGCGGCGCCAGGAUGAGAACUAGCCCUCUCGCUCAAGGAGGCGAUCCAGAUCACUAGUUGUCAGACUAAACUGUGGCAACAGAUGGCAACGGAGGACAAUAGACGGUGGUUGGCAGCGGACGGUGGUCGGCAGCGGAUAGUGGCAGACAAUGACAAACGACGUCAGGAACAGAAGUUGAUGGUGACAAACUUGUACAACUCCUCACAGUGGCAAAACAGUGCUAGAUGGACAACGACAAAUGGCACCAGACAAUGAAACGACGUCAAACAGCGGCAAACGACGCCUGGACAGCGGCAAACGGUGCCUGGAUAGCGGCAAACGGUGCCUAGAUCAUCAAAUUUUGAGUCGAUCUUGCUCAAGAUCACAUUCUCAAACCUAGACUUUUCAUCUCUAGCCAAAUCUUUCUCCGUAACACCCAUUGCUAGAAUGUCCCCUUUCCAUUCCGUCACAUCAACAUCAUUAACAGUGAAACAAAUCUAGGGGGUUUCGAUAUUAGAAGGAUGAGUGAGACCGAGAGUGGCAUGUGCGAGAUGUAAUGAUAGGGGUAGCAGAUAAAGAGAAAUUACUUCCAGUAGAAGAAGCCAUUUUAAACUUAGAGAAGAAAAGGGACUUAGGGUUCCCAAGCUAACAAAACGGAGAAACAGGAACCAAAACACACUCAAGAAGUUCUGGUGAGACGAUCUGCAGUGACGCGGUGAAACUCUGACACCGGGAAGGCGGCACGUGCAGAACACGCAGCUGAGACUGGUCGAAAAGAAGCGGCGCGUGACAGCUGGUGCGGAGGCUUCGGAGGACGGGACCACUAGGGUUGGGUUGCACUUCUCAAGGCGCACCUAACCUUUGACUUCGCCGGAGAAAACGACGUUCGGCGGCGGCGGCGACAGCAGACUGGCCGGAAAGAAGCGCUGCGUGGCAGCUGGUGCAGAGGCUUCAAAGGACGGGACCACCAGGGUUGGGCUGCGCUUCUCAAGGCGCACCUAACCCUUGACUUCGUCGGAGAAAGCGACGUUGGACGGCGACGACGACGAACAGCGGAGCGAAUGGCGGAACUGACAAUGAGAUGUUGCCGUCGACGAUAGAUGAAGAAGACAAAGAGUUGGCUCUUGAAACCAGCGUGGUUCGCCGUCGCUCGAAGAGACGGUCCAGAUCCGCAGGUUACCGGCUAAAACUGCGGCGGCGGGUAGCGGCGAUGGUCGACGGCAGAGGAGACUGGCUGCACUGGUGCGACUGUGGCACAGAUUUAAGAAGAGAAAGGGCUGCCCCUUGAAAUUUUAGGGGCUGCUGGCCGCCGACAGACAGCAGAGACCCCGGAAGAAGAUCAGAGAACCUGCUCUGAUACCAUGUGAAAAUGGAAUAUAUUGAAUCACUUGGUUGAUACACCUUCUCCUUAAUCCUAUAUUUAUAGGAUUAAGUGAAUGGAACACACCUCACACACACUCAGAUACAGCACAUACACACUUACAGCUCACAUACACUUGAACACAACUCUCAUACACACAUAACUCAUACAGAAUAACCAAUAAUUCUAACACUAAUAAUUAAUUUAUGUUAGGAAUAGAAGGGAAACCAAGGGUUUGCACCGAGCGUCACAGCCGAACGGUAUGAGUGUUGUAUGCGACUGGAGAACGAACGUCCCUAGCCGAACACUCCGAACACACAGUAUUGCAACGUAGAUGACCGAACGACCCAGCAAGAACACGAACAACACCGAUCGGUUUAAGACCUUUACACCGAACAAUCAAGGAAAUGAAUAGAGAAAGAAAGAGUAAAACUCAAACGCACAUAAAAUGUAUUAUUCACACUGAUCUCAAAAGGAUGCUUUACAAGAAGAGAGGUUCAGUAUUUAUAAAAUGAAAAGCAACUGGACAGUUAAUCAAUAACUGUCCUGACCAACUAACUAACAAACUCGGCUUAAUUCCAACACUCCCCUCUAAGCCGAGCACUUAGGGGAGGCAACCAUUCUUUCCAGCCUAUCACGUGCAUCACGUUGAGACAACCGAACGGUUUUGACCGAUCGAUGUGUGACUGAACGGUGUGAUCUUGCCAGUCACGUGACGAAGGCGGACGCCAACUUGUGUGAGCUGUGCAACCAAGGCCGAACGGUUCGAAAGAGCGACUGAGUGACAUGACCGACCGGUUUGAGUGUGGUUGCCAUUUUGACGCUCUUGUGUGACGCCACGCUCGGUUGAAUGAAUGUUGAGGUCGGGUGUGGCUGAAUGACUUGAUCGAACGGUGUUCGUAAAUGUCUUGGUUCUCCCAUGACUCCGAGACUGAAAGACGUGACCGAACGGUGUUCUCCAUGUUUCGGUUCACCAGUGACACCAACUCCCCAUGCUUCUUUGGUAGCAUUCACUUCAACGUUUUCCUCCUUCCACAUGGACUUCUUCAAGGCCUCGGUUUGACCGAUCGGUUCUGCGCAUGCAAACAUAUCUUCAUCCUCUGUUUGUCCGAUCGAGUUUGUGCAUGCAAGCAUAGCUACAUGCACCAAACCUUCCUCAUCACCAGUCCGUGUAUCAGUAAUGAUCUCUCUAGAUUCUUCACUCAUUGCAGACUUCACUAGGUUGAUAUGAAAUGUUUUAUCCUUCGAGAUCUUGCACCUCAAGAUCAGGUUCUUCUUUUUGUCAAACACUUCAACCUUAUUGAAAUCUCCCAUUACUAUCGUAAAAUCUUUUUGAAUUAACUGGCCAAUACUUAGAAGAUUGUACCUUAUCGCAGGCACAAACAGUACACCAGUUAGAAUGAUACGCGAGCCAUUCUUCCUUUUGAUAACCACAUCACCAACUCCAUCUACCUUCGAGGUGCUCUCAUCAGCAAAUUUCACCAUGCUCCUCUUGGUCUCAGCAAAAUUUACUAACCAACCUCUGUUGCAGGUCAUAUGAUUCGAACAUCCCAAAUCCAAAUACCACAAUUUGUCUUGAGAGUGUGAACUUACUUCAGAUGUAGUUGUCAUCAAUAUGACUGGUUCUUCUGAACCAGACUCCACUUGAGCUGCAUAGGCCUCCUUUCCUUGACCCUUUUUCUGCUCUUUCUUUUCGGCAUAACACUCACUAGCGUAAUGCCCAUACCUAUGACAAUUAAAACACUCAAUAUUCCUUUUGUCUUUCUUCUGGAAAUUCUUCUCAGAUUUUCCUUCAUCCUCUGUUGAAGAUUCAUUCUGAUCAUCUUUGUUCCUAUCUUUUCUCCACUUCCCUUUACCAUUUUUCCCUUUCCAAUUCUUGAAUGUCUUCUUCUCUACAUGCUGAGCCUUCAAAGCCUGCUCCUCGCGUUUGAUGGGAUUUCUUUCACGCAUCCUCAUUUCAUACGCCUCCAAAGAGCUUUGCAGUUCCUCUAUUUUGAGUUUUCCAAGGUCUCUCGACUCCUUUAUUGCCACCACAAUAUGAUCAAAUGUCGAGGGCAGUGACCGCAUGAUUUUCUCAAUCACCAUGAGAUCAGUAACAGUGUCACCACAAUUUUUCAUCUGGUUAACAAUUGAGAGUAUUUUACUGAAAAACUCACUCACCUUAUCACCAUCCUCCAUCAGUAGGCGCUCGUACUGUCUCCUCAACGACUGAAGCUUUACUUUCUUCACUUUUUCCCCUCCGGCAUGACAGUCCACCAAGAUGUUCCAUGCUUCUCUUGCUGAAGCCGCAUUUUGUAUCUUUUCAAAAUGCUUAUCGUCCACACACUGAUGGAUAAUCAACAAGGCUCUAUCAUUUUUCCUCUUAAACUCCUCUUUCUCAGUGCCGUGAAAAUCAGACGCAGAAACUGCUCUCUCCAUUACGCUGUUGACAUCUUGAACACAAAACAAGAUGUGCAUCUGUGUGCUCCAUCUGCUCCAGCUCUUGUCUGUGAGAACAGGUAGAUUAACAGACAUAUCUCUGCUGGCCAUUCUUUACACCCUCGAUCUUUCACCAAGAAACACAGUCUUGAUCUUCUUUAUGCCUCAAUCACCUUUCUGAUAAGCUUCUGCCAAGCCCUAGAUGAAUACGAAGCUCCCAAUCACGAACCUGAAGCUCUGGACACCACUGUUAGGAAUAGAAGGAAAACCAAGGGUUUGCACUGAGCGUCACAGUCGAACGGUAUGAGUGCGUAUGCGACUGGAGAACGAACGUCCCUAGCCGAACACUACGAACUCACAGUACUGCAACUUAGAUGACCGAACGACCCAACAAGAACACGAACAGCAUCGAUCGGUUUAAGACCUUUACACUGAACGAUCAAGGAGAUCAACAGAGAAAGAAAGAGUAAAACUCAAACGCACAGAAAAUGUAUUAUUCACACUGAUCUCAAAAGAAUGCUUUACAAGAACGGAGGUUCAGUAUUUAUAAAAUAAAAAGCAACUGCACAGUUAAUCAAUAACUAUCCUGACCAACUAACUAACAAACUCGGCUUAAUUCCAACAUUUACUAAUUUCAUUAAACACAAUCGAAAUGGGUACACUAGUACAAAAGAGGGAUUUGAAAGCGCCCCAUACGCCUCGGUUUAGCCAUACACGAAGCAUAUACAAACGUGGUGGCAAAACCGUAAAUAACGCUCCACUAUAUGCCUCGGUUGUCCAAUACCCGAAGCCAAAAGAACCAUACGAACUCGGUUCUACGCACAACCGAGGCAUAUACCCGUGUCUUAGACCUGCCACCUGACCUGCCAAAACCUGCCACGCCCUACUAACUCGGCUGAAAUCAGAACCGAAGCGUAAAGCGGAACUUCCAACUCGGUUUUGAAAGAACCGAGGCAGAUCUACCUGCUUCAUUCCUGCCACCCAUCCUGUCACCCACCUGCCAGACAAGGUUACUAACUCGGUUGUCGUGUAAAUCGAAGCAGUUAUGGGGUACUAACUCGGUUCUGAUGUGAACCGAGGCAGUAAGCAUGCUCAGACCCUGCAAAUGCCUCUGCCAUCCUCUGACGUAGCAGACGUUUCGCCUUCUCUUUAGGCAGCGGGUAAAUAUAAACCGAGGUGGUAAGGCUUUUAUGCCUCGGUUAAGUGGCGAAACGAGGCAGUAAGUGCUUUAAACCUCGGUUAUUCAACGAACCGAGGCAGUAAGGUGUUUAAAUUUCUUCCGCGAAACGAACCGCCUUCGCUCUUCUUCACUGCUACAGAGAAAACAAAACCCAGAAACGAAAACAGUGCCGCGUUCGCUUCUUCGUCCUCGCUUCCUCUGCUGGUGACCCUUCAUCGUCGUCGUUCUUCCUCUCCACGUGUGACCACCGUUCAUCGGAAGGUGUCCUCUCGUGUGUGCGUUGGUUUCGUCCGCUUUGCUUCCAUCUCCGUCGCGGCUAUUGGUGGUGUUGUGUCUGCCGCUGUUCUCCGUCGCCGGUGCCGGUGCUUCUAUUUCAAUUCCGGAUUUCAUUCUCGCUGCCACGCUCCGAGAUAUAUGGCUGAGUCACCUCAUUCGUCAGGCGAUGAAGUCCCCACCACUUCUAGACGGACGAGAGGAGCAACGAGGUUACGACAACUAAUACUUAGAAGAAAUGCAGGUGAGAGGACACCUGUCAUUAUUGACGUGGUCACUGGAGUUGCAUCUGGCCCAAAUGCAUAUGUAUUUAGGUCUUACCUUGGGGUAUUAGCACGUGAUCGUAUCUCUAUACUUACUCCAUCCUUUGACCAUGUUUCUGAGGCUGAUCGGAAUCUCAUCUGGCAAGAUCUAUUGAUAACAUUUGAUAUGCCAAACGUCGAGAGCUUAAGGAAUAGGUGUAUAUCUGCAAUUGCAGAAAGAUUUCGAGGGUUUAAGACAAAAUUGACGUCUAGAUAUAUAUUUGGAACAAAAAGUGAUGAAAAUCCAUGUUCCAAAUAUUCAGCAAUUGAUGAAGAAACAUGGCGUCAGUUUGUAGAGCUUCGUUCAUCUGAGGCGUGGCAGGAAAAAAGGUCAAAAGCACAGGGAAUAAGCGCUCAGAAUAAAAAUCCACACCUACUGUCUCGUGGUGGAUAUAGGAAGCUUGAAGAGAAAAUAAUGAAGCAGAAGUCAGAUAGUAGACUUCCACUUUCUGAGGGUGGUGACCCUCUUCCUCCUCCUUCACCACCAUCUCGGCACGACAAGUGGAAGUUAGCCCGUAUGAGACCAUCGGGCUCCUACACUUCCGAGUCUGUCAGAGAAAUAUCUGAACGAAUUGACUCAUUGGUUGAGCAGAGCUCCCAAGGUCAAUUCACACAAGAAGGUCGUCAAGAUAUUCUUACCACAACUAUUGGACGACCUGAGCAUCCAGGACGGGUGCGUGCUGCUGGGACUGGCAUAGGCAUACGAUAGUUUUUUGGGUCUUCCUCGCGUCCAUAUUCAUAUGAAAAGAUGAAGGAGGAAAUAAGAAAAGAGAUGACGCAGGAGAUCACAAAGAAGGUUCAAGCAGAGUUAUAUGAUGAAGUUGCUGAAAUGGUUGCGCGCCAGUUCCAGCAGCAUUAUGAGGAUUAUGGCAAUCGUCCUCCACCAUCUCCUGUAGCGGAACAUGUUGUGCCCCCUACAGGUAGGAGCGGUAAAGGAAGUUGCUCAGCUGCCGGUGCCCCAGGGGACGACAUGGAUGACACUCGUCCAUGUGAGUUAUAUAUUCUCUCUGAUACUGGGACCAUGCUAGUGGCUCGUGGUACAGUUUAUGAGACAGCCACUGUAGUGCAUAGUGUAUAGCUUGCAGAAGAUGAGGUCAAGGUCACGGUAGAUGAAGUUGUCAUAGCGGAUGUCGUUCUUCCUGUGCCUACUGAUGAAGCAUUUAGGUCCUUUGUGGAAGAAGCAUUUAGGUCCUUUGUCGCCUGGCCUAGACAUUUGGUUGGUCAUGUAUCUAAUCCCCCGCAGAUAGGUCAAGAGGGAAGUCCUAGACCGAAGAAGACUCAUUUAUCUGAUGAUGACCCUCUUGGUGCGUUAGACGAGCUUGCUAAACUCAUUUUA
Molecule: messenger RNA, 7751 nt
Organism: Vigna angularis (adzuki bean)
Lineage: Eukaryota; Viridiplantae; Streptophyta; Magnoliopsida; Fabales; Fabaceae
Exons: 7
Coding region: 6255-7124 (289 amino acids)
Biological process (GO): proteolysis
Molecular function (GO): deNEDDylase activity; cysteine-type peptidase activity
Source: RefSeq, a predicted model, not a curated record